Messenger RNA from Pomacea canaliculata, 3731 nucleotides. Its product is annotated as breast cancer metastasis-suppressor 1-like protein. Gene Ontology annotation, cellular component: Sin3-type complex. Gene Ontology annotation, biological process: negative regulation of transcription by RNA polymerase II. The record is from RefSeq and is a predicted model, not a curated record. NCBI's taxonomy places the organism in Eukaryota, Metazoa, Mollusca, Gastropoda, Architaenioglossa, Ampullariidae. Bases 113 to 868 code for a protein of 251 amino acids. Gene Ontology annotation, molecular function: histone deacetylase binding. The transcript is spliced from 9 exons.
CAAGAUCCUGUGCUGUGUAGUCGCGCACUUGUUUGUUUCAGAUGACACGAUGUGUUGAUGAGCUGUGCUUGUGUAGGGCUGCGACACAUUUGAAUUGCUGUUGAGUAGUAUCAUGCCGACGGUAGCAGAGAAUGGGAAAGGAGAACACGAAGAGGAAUCGAUGGACCAGGACGAUGUUGAAAGCAGCAAAAGCUCGGAGGAAGAAACAGCGUCGGGUUCAGGAAUGGAAGGUGAAGAAGAAUGCGAGGAGGAUGGUGAUGAAUCAACUGAAAUGGAUGAAGAUGAAUGUGACAAGAAACGAGCAGAAUAUUUGGAUGAUCUUGCAGAAUUGGACAGACAGUUUAUAGAACUCAAAGACCAACUUUUCAAUGAGCGGGUAGCCCAGAUUGAAGCAAAACUUGCUGAGGUGCGGACUGGGACAGCCCAGGAAUAUCUGAUACCAUUGGGCAUUUUAGAACAAAAUAUGCACCAUCGCUUUGAAGUGGCAGAAAUCCUUCGUGGCUAUCGUAGGGAAGCAAUCAAGAGAAAGUUUGAGAGUGAGGAAUUAGCAGCUUAUCAGCAUAUGCAGAGUGAGAAAAUUCUUCUGUUUGACUCAUUAAAACAAGAACUGCAAGAUAAGAUCCGGCGACUGGAAGAAGACAGAAACAACAUUGAUAUCUAUUCUGAUCUAGCUGAGUCACAGAGUCUGAAAAAAAGGAAAAGACAUGAUCCUCUCAGUCCAGAUCGUAGGAAGAAGCCUGUGACUGUCACUGGCCCAUACAUUGUCUACAUGUUGCAAGAAGAAGAAGUUAUUGAGGACUGGACAACGAUCAAAAAGGUAUUAAAGGCAAUCAAGCAGCAAAUGCAGAGGCGGAAAUCAGAAUUGUGACAUAUGGUAGACUCACUCCAGCGAAAGACUUUUCUAAAGGCAGCACUUGGCUUUGGGCAUGACAUGCAGUCAUGACUUCAUUUUGUACAGAGUUCUUUUCAUGUUUGUAUUUUAAACCAUUGUGAAAGGGUAGAAAAUUUGGUCGUAAACAGAAAAGAGUAAUUAAAGGGGAGACAUUGAAAAAACAAAUUAACUUAACGAGUCAGCCAAGCUUCAUUUUAAUAACCUAAGUCACAGUUAUUAAAGUUAGUAAAGUAUGUGUGGGUUUAUUGGGAAUGUAAUUAAUCCUUCUUAAAGAUCAUCAUCAGUUUAUAUGCUUGAAAAAUGCCUAUUUAAAGUGGCUGUGAAUGGACAGUGGAUGUGAAUUUAUCAGUAACAUGCUUGUAGGAUCAUAAAGAGGUAUGUGUGCAACAUCACCCGUGAACCUGCGAGUUUAUCAUUUUGAACAAAUUCACAAAGGUGCUCCAGAGUUUAUCUUGUAGUUGGUUUAACAAGUCAUGCCAGUGAUUUGUUCCAUUUUCAUUUUUUAAAAUAUUUUUGUGAUUGUGUGACCAUAGUGUAUGCUGUUGUUCAAAUAUCAGUCAGGUUUGAGCCAUCUGCCAUCUUGCUCAAGAGUAUUUUCUAAAGUGGCGGGCAUAUGAGAAACCAAAAACAAGAAACAGCCAUGUUUUUCCUGUUUGCCAUGUGUCCUACAUUGCAGACUUUCCCCAACCAGUUAAGCAAAGCUGUUUGGCUUUUGUUAGCAGCCUGUUUGCCAUUUAAGAACCCAUUCUAAAAGUUUUAUGUUGGUUUUCCAGUUUUUCGACAUGGCUUCCAUGGCUGCUUGCCAACCUGAUUGAACAUUAAACCAUUCACUUCCAUGGAUUGAAGCAUACGUGGUGAAAGGGAUAAGUGUAUCUGCUAAGAUUCCAAAGCAGACGGUUCAAAUUCUUUUUUUUUUUAAACAGCUGUAACUUAACUCGGCCAAUAAUACUUCACCAUGAUUUGACUGUAAAUUUGCAGUCAAAAAAUAUUUUUCAAACAUUCGUGCAGCCAGCAGUCUAAUUAGAUAUAACUGUUGCAAUGACAGAUGUUAACUGUCCUUCAAAAGUUUUGUAUCUAGAAUAGUGCAAUUAGUACUAGAAUUAUGGUAUGAUUUAAUUGCUCCUUAGCUUUCAAAGGCAACCAUAACAGAAGAUAAAUCGAGAACCCGCAGAAUGGAAGUUAUAAGUGUUGAAAACAAAUAUGCAUCAGAUAUUUGCUUUAUUUCAUUGCUUUAAUUUAUGCACAUACACAAAAACUAACAUGAGCAGAUCAAAUGAACUCUGUCAUGAGCUAGUGUCGUGCACAAAGUUUUUGAAACAGUGUCCUUGAAUGUUUGCUGUUAGCAGUCCCAAAGACUGGUUUGUAAAGCAGUUGGCAAGCUGCUGUUUUUUGUAAAAACAGGUUUGCCAACCUGUUUUUGGUUUCUUGCGAAGUCUUCUAUAUGCGAAACACAUGAUCAGCUGAUAGUUCAGAGGCCAUUUCAGAUCAUCCCUCCCCCUGAAAAAAAAGGUUACUGUACUGAAAAAUGCAGGAAUAUUUGAGGUGGACCAACAUAAAGCUAGACAAUCUUAUUUUGAGUGAUACUUAAAACAAAACAAAAAUGUAAUUUUGCUAAAAUUGGUUGAAGUAUUUUCUGCAGUUGCUGGUUUUCACUAGUCUCAGCAUAGAGAAAAUUGUGUAUAUGUUCAUGUGAGAGGGGAAAGGGGGCGGGGAGAUUAAAUAUUUUUUCAGUUCUGCAGACUAGCUUUGUGUUUGAUAAUUCAUGUCAUAUUUUUCAAAUAUGUUUUUGAGCCUAAAAGAUGGGAUAUUGCAAUACCAAUAUUAAUGCACAUAAGACUCUCAAAACACAAUUUUCAGUAGCUCUGCCUGUUGGAAGUAGCAUGAAAUACAGAUUUUGUAUGCAGAUUCAUAGGUUUUAGAGAUGGAUGUUGUACUUGUGUGACUUUACAGAUUUCUUCUGUUAUACAUUUGCUAAUGAUGACCAGUCCCGUCCUGCGUGUUCAAGAUGCUUAAACAUUUCUUUUAGACUGGGACUUCUCCAUAGCACUGCUAAAGAUUUGCAUUACUGUUGCACAGGGUUUGACUUAAAGGUGGGACUGAAUACUGAUUUUGACUGUUUUACAGAAUUCCUGGUGAGGCAUUCUUUAAGAGUAGUACUGAAGGUAAUUUAAAUGUAAGAUUCAUUCCCAAAGUUAUGGCAUUUGUCCAGUUAAAAUUGUACAAACUGCCUUUAAACAGAUACAUCUUUACAGCUAUACAUGCAUACAAACUAUGAAAUCAAUUUUUUUUUAGUUUUAACCACUUCAGGUGGUUUUUAUUGUUAUAUUUUAAGACAUUAAAUUUUUUUUACUGCAGUAUUGAUCUUUCCUUUAGUAAAGUGCUAGUUAUAUCACUUUUAAGUGUUAGAAAAGGGGCUUGGGAACAAUUUACUGCAAGUAUAGUUAAAUGUACAUAAGUGUUUCUUUUUUUAAAUCCAAAGCAGCACACACUGCACCUUUGAAUUGUUCUUGUAAUGAUGGCCUGUAAAUACUGAGAGAGAAUGUGUUGAAUAUAAAUGAUUGUGUUAAAAAGUCUAAAGAAUGUUAUUAUGAAAAGAUAUUAGUUGGAACCUCAGAAUGUUAAUCCAAGGUGUGAGAAGAAGUGGUCAGUGUGGAUGAAUGUGAAAUAUUAAUGAAGCAUGACCGUAUGUAUUUUUUUAAAACAAUUAAUGAUUCCUGGAAGUGUUUGGUAAAACAAUUUGUGGAUGAAAUGAUGGCUGUGAUGUAUUUAACUGUUUCUGUGAAUGAAUGAAUUAUGUAGGAAACAAAAGUUGUAUUAAUAUACUGCGAAUAGAAAAAAA